Messenger RNA from Piliocolobus tephrosceles (Ugandan red Colobus), 2680 nucleotides. RefSeq names its product growth differentiation factor 10 (gene GDF10). Gene Ontology annotation, molecular function: cytokine activity; growth factor activity. Gene Ontology annotation, cellular component: extracellular region. The transcript is spliced from 3 exons. Lineage: Eukaryota; Metazoa; Chordata; Mammalia; Primates; Cercopithecidae. The record is from RefSeq and is a predicted model, not a curated record. Bases 461 to 1894 code for a protein of 477 amino acids. Gene Ontology annotation, biological process: osteoblast differentiation; positive regulation of osteoblast differentiation.
ACACACGGGCGCACGCACACCGCAGCCGGGCCGGGGACGGCAGUGUCUGCGGCAGCCCCAGAGGUCCGGGGCGCGCAGCCGGGUCCCCUCUAGAGCGCCGCCGGCCGCCCCGCCCCGUCCCGCCCCGCCCCUCGAAUCCGCCGGGUGCGCAGUGGGCUGCAAACUUUCGCGGCGCGAGUCCGCCGAGGCAGCGCGCCGAGUCGGGCUCGGUUUGGCUUUGCGCUGCUCCGGACGGCCGUGACCGCUGUCCGGGGGCUCGGGCCGCCGGUAUCCACGGACCACGCGCCCGGCUGCCUGUUCCGCUAAGCCCCUCGCCCCGCGCGGAACCCGGUAUCCAGCGCCCUGCUGCCAGGGCUCUCCCCGCGCGUCCUACUGCCGCGAGGUCAGUCCGCAACCUCCGGUGCGCCCGCGCUCGCCUUCCUCCUCCUGGACUUUGGCCCUUUGCUGCCCUCACCACGCCAUGGCUCGUGUCCCCACUCGGACCAGCCAGGGCCCCGGACCCCAACUGCUACCGCUGCUGCCGCUGUUUCUGCUGCUGCUCCGGGACGCGGCCGGCAGCCACAGGGCUCCCGCCUGGUCCGCACUGCCCGCGGCCGCAGACAGCCUGCAGGGGGACAGGGAUCCCCAGCGGCCCCCUGGGGACGCGGCCGCCACGCUGGGCCCCGGCGCCCAGGACAUGGUCGCUGUCCACAUGCACAGGCUCUAUGAGAAGUACAGCCGGCGGGGCGCGCGGCCGGGAGGGGGCAACACGGUCCGCAGCUUCAGGGCCAGGCUGGAAGUGGUCGACCAGAAGGCCGUGUAUUUCUUCAACCUGACUUCCAUGCAGGACUCGGAAACGAUCCUUAUGGCCACUUUCCACUUCUACUCAGAGCCUCCUCGGUGGCCCCGAGCGCUCGAGGUGCUAUGCAAGCCGCGGGCCAAGAACACUUCAGGGCGCUCGCUGCCCCUGGGCCCGCCCGCACGCCAGCACCUGCUCUUCCGCAGCCUCUCGCAGAACACGGCCACACAGGGGCUACUCCGCGGGGCCAUGGCCCUGUCGCCCCCGCUGCGCGGCCUGUGGCAGGCCAAAGACAUCUCCCCCAUCGUCAAGGCGGCCCGCCGGGAUGGCGAGCUGCUCCUCUCCGCCCAGCUGGAUUCUGAGGAGAGAGACCCGGGGAUGCCCCGGCCCAGCCCCUAUGCGCCCUACAUCCUCAUCUACGCCAACGACCUAGCCAUCUCGGAGCCCAAUAGCGUGGCGGUGACGUUGCAGAGAUAUGACCCUUUCCCUGCUGGAGACCCUGAGCCCUACGCAGCCCCCAACAGCUCAGCGGACCCCCGCGUGCGCCGAGCCGCGCAGGCCACCGGGCCCCUCCAGGACAACGAGCUGCCGGGGCUGGAUGAGAGGCCGCCGCGCGCCCACGCGCAGCACUUCCACAAGCACCAGCUAUGGCCCAGCCCCUUCCGGGCGCUGAAACCCCGGCCAGGGCGCAAAGACCGCAGGAAGAAGGGCCAGGAGGUGUUCAUGGCCUCCUCGCAGGUGCUGGACUUCGACGAGAAGACGAUGCAGAAGGCCCGGAGGAAGCAGUGGGACGAGCCGAGGGUGUGCUCCCGGAGGUACCUGAAGGUGGACUUCGCAGACAUCGGCUGGAAUGAGUGGAUAAUCUCACCGAAAUCUUUCGAUGCUUACUACUGCGCGGGAGCCUGUGAGUUCCCCAUGCCUAAGAUUGUUCGUCCAUCCAACCAUGCCACCAUCCAGAGCAUUGUCAGGGCUGUGGGCAUAGUCCCUGGCAUCCCAGAGCCCUGCUGUGUUCCCGAUAAGAUGAACUCCCUUGGAGUCCUCUUCCUGGAUGAGAACCGGAAUGUGGUUCUGAAGGUGUACCCCAACAUGUCCGUGGACACCUGUGCCUGCCGGUGAGACCACUCCAGGGUGGAAAGAAGCCACGCCCAGCAGAGCCGCCUUCUCGGAGCCUUCUGCAGCCAGGACUUAACUUGUGGUGCAGCUGCAGACACAGAGCAGAGCUCAUGGGCAACAUCACUGGGGCCCAGAGAGAGCUGUCCACCAGUGCAUCAUUUGAGGGUCUUUCAUUGCUAGUGACUAGCCCCUUAAAUGCCAGCCUGAGUCCCUGAAGGAAUCUGGGAAUUAGCCCUGGCCUGAAAGUGGCCCAUGAUUCAUACCCACUGUUCUGAAGGCUUGAAAAGAAAACAUAUCCACAACAUUGACUGAUGUGAUCAUCAUCUCGUGACUGAGCAAGAAGACUAUGCAAAGCUCAGUGCGCUUGCUCCCUGCCCACGGAAAGAACUCUGUUUAAAUGCUCAGUUCAGAACACUUUGGGCCACAUAGUCAUUUUGGAAAACAGGAUAAUCGUGGUGUAAAUGGGUGUUUCCUUUCAAAUUUCACUACAGAGCUUUUAUUCAUACGGUAUGCACAUGUAACCAAUGUUGGUUUCUUUUUCUUAAUAUAUAUAUUUUAUUUUAAAACAAAAAAGGAGGGCGUUGACACCAUUCCCCAGAGAGAUAGUCAUGCUGAGUGUGGGUUGUUUAAACAUGCAUAUUGAAAUAACACAUAUAGUAACGUCAGAAUACUAAAAAAUAACCAAGAUUUUAUAUUUUUGUAAAUUAUACUUUCUAUACUGUAGAUUGUGUAUGUUAUGUGUUUUUAUGAAAAGCUAAUAAAUUAAAGGUACAGUGGUAUCUUGAAAAA